AUGCCUGUGGUCGAGCCCAUCACCAACGGAGCCAAGCUGCGAGUCUUCCUAUCCGCAAUUCGCCACAUCAUGAUGUACGGAUCGGAGACUUGGGCAGCACCAUCAACGGUUAUGGAGAGGCUUGACUGCAUGGAACGAAAGCUGCUUAGACCGCUACUUGGCUACUCUUGGCCUAGGGUAUUCACAAUGGAGGCCUUUACGCAGAGAUUGAUGUGGUAUACCGGCGGAAGAACGGAAGUUUUAGACUGA
Necator americanus (New World hookworm) is the source of this 249-nucleotide messenger RNA. RefSeq lists its product as uncharacterized. Bases 1 to 249 code for a protein of 82 amino acids. The record is from RefSeq and is a predicted model, not a curated record. NCBI's taxonomy places the organism in Eukaryota, Metazoa, Nematoda, Chromadorea, Rhabditida, Ancylostomatidae. The transcript has a single exon.